Messenger RNA from Colletotrichum karsti, 3564 nucleotides. Its product is annotated as kinesin family protein. Gene Ontology annotation, biological process: microtubule-based movement. The record is from RefSeq and is a predicted model, not a curated record. Lineage: Eukaryota; Fungi; Ascomycota; Sordariomycetes; Glomerellales; Glomerellaceae. Gene Ontology annotation, molecular function: ATP binding; microtubule motor activity; microtubule binding. The transcript has 7 exons.
CUGUACACUUUUCGCGACCCGGCCGUUGCAUCCUUGCUUCAACUUCACAACGUCCCGUCGUCGCCCUCAGCAUCUACACCCGGAGCGCUGCUCCUCGUAUCACACAUCAUCGUUCCCGUUGUCGCCCGCCGCGUCGACAGCAUCAUCAAUAUGGAUGCCUCAGAGAACUCGUUCCGAACCUCAGUCAUCCGACCCCCGAGCAACCUUCCCCGACCCGGUAUCUCUUCUGGCCUCGGCCUCUCGGAAAUGAGCGAAGCGCAAAAUAACUCGCGCGCGCAAUCGUCCAUGAUACCGCCGCCAGGCGCGAGAGUCGGUUCGCUCGCAGACCUCAAGCGCAAUGUUCCCCAGCCAGCGCAAAUAUCAGACCCGAAACACAGAAAGACCCUCGCCGACAGGGCAGUCGAAUACCCGCAGAAGAACAACACAACGGCAGCCACGUCUGGCCUCUCGAGGUCAACCUCAGUGCGAGGGCAGACUAUUUCCUCGCCAGCCCGGUCGUUUGCGAUGGAGUCGUCCGUCACCCGAGCCGUCCCGCUCGUCGAUGUCUUGCGAAUCACCCACUGGAUAUGCCUUCAUCUCUGCCGCGCCUCGCGAUGGAUGUUGCGUACGGUCGCCCUCGCGGCUCCGCGGCUUUCGACCCUGCAGAAGUUGCUGCUCGCCUUCUCUUUUCAUUCCAACCAGAUCGACUGGCAUCAGAAGGAGGGCCGAUCCAGCACGCCGCCACCUAACCGUCGACCCCGAGCAAAGUCUCCAGCUCCCUUGACCUAUUUCCGCAGCGCAUCCGGAAGCCUCCAAGUCUGGCUCGGCAUGCAAAACGCUAGCGGCAGUACCCGAGGCCUUCAGCUUUGGCUGGGCGCGGAUAUGCAUCAAGGGACCGGCGAACCGUGCAUCGCGGACAUCACGGACGAUACGGGGGACAGGGAUGAGCUGCUUUCUAUCAAAGGCCCUUCCACACUUAACCGACAGAAAUCGACAUCAGCAGUUUCGCGAUAUAACUCCAACAACACCAACUUCUCCGCCAGCGUCGGUCCCGGCAGACAUGAACGGUCAAAGUCUUCGCUGUCCAACACCCGGUCGGCUCAUGCGCAGUCGGUUUCCGGAGGUCCGCGGCCCCGAACCCAAAACGCGAUGAACAGGCCUCGCACGGCGCACAGCAAUCGAGUAGAGGACGACUUUGAUGGACCAAUGGCACAACAGCACGGUACGGCCAAACAAUCUCAGCGACUGAAGUUUCAAGGCGCUUUAGAUUUUUCUUUGAACAAGACUCAACCCAGCAACUCAGCACCCCAGAUGCCGUGUCGUAGAGAAGUCUCUCUCAGCAGCCGGUUUGGUGCACUGUCCAUCAAGGACGACACCAGCACGGACUCGACACAAGAUGAAGAUCAAGUGGUUUUCAGCAGCCAAGAGAACAGCAUCAGCUCCAUGACGACAGCAGCGAGCACCACGCAGGUGGCGGACAACGUCACGAUGCGCGGCUCACGCAGACUCGCCAUGAAACCGCCGGAGCUGUCGCCGAAGAAGAGACAGGCCAGUCGCAUGACCGAACCAGUCACCCCUUCGCCAGACUCUAAGCGAGUGAGAGCCGACAUGAACGAGCUCGAAGACGCCAUUCUGUCGAUCAAGGCUUCCAGAUCCCCAGCCAGAUCCCCUUCUCCUAACAAACUCAUGUUCUUAACUAAAGAUUCUAACUUGACUCAAUUCGCAGCCUGGGAUGUCGAAGGACGAUUGGGCGAGCUCGACUCGCAAUUCAAAAAGGUGCAGGACUCGAUGAACAGCAUGAUUACCGAUAAGGAGUUGAUGGACGAGCGCGUCGCCAUGUUUAAGAAGAGAAUAUCCGAACUCGAAGCCGAACGAGACAAGUUCGCAGACCGCAACGAGAGCUUGCAGACGGAGCUUAACAGCAUGCGAGAACAGGUUUCCAAGUUGACGAUUGAAUCAGAGACGGAAAAACGAAGUCACAAGUAUGAGCUAGAGGAUGAAGCCCGUAAGCGACGCCACGAGGUGGAUGAGUUGCGACGCGAACUGCGGGAUGAGGUCGCGCGACAGGAGAAGAGCCAGAGCGAGGCCUUGGCCGCACUCGAGCGACACUACAAAGUCAUGCUCGAUGAUGAGCGCAGCAAGCAAGAGAAGGAGGUUGAGAAUCUCCGAAUGCGCCUCGGAAACGAACAGCAAGACCUGCACCUCAGCCUGCAGAAGAAGGACCGCGAGGUAUCGGAAAUGCGAGCGGUCAUCGAAGGUCUCAAGGGCGACCUGGACCGCGAGCAGAGCCUGAAGAAGGGUCUGGAAGCGACAAUCACGGAGCUUUCGUCCUCCAACCACCAACUCCAAGGCAGGAUCAACUCCCUCGCCGGUCAAGUCGACUACCUUCAAUCCGACAGCAAGGCGCAAUCAGAUUCGUACACCCAGAUGGAGGCGAGAUUGCAAGAGGCGCUUCAGGCCGCAGAGUUUGCCCAGGAAAAGCUCAUCAAGGAGGAGACGGAGCGUCGCAUUCUCUUCAACAAGUACCAGGAACUCAAGGGCAACAUCCGUGUCAUGUGCAGAGUGCGACCCGUCCUGAGCUCGUCCGAAGGCUUGCCUGCCCAAGUGACGUUCCCAGACGACAAGACUUCGGCGGAAAUCGCUCUUGCGGGACCCGAAGAGACCAACAGCAUCUCCGGCAAGGUCACGAGGAAGAACUACAACUUUGAGUUUGACCGCGUGUUCGACCCCAGUGCGCAGAACCAAGACGUGUUCGACGAGAUCUCGCAGCUCGUGCAGAGCGCCCUCGAUGGAUACAAUGUUUGCAUUUUCUGCUACGGCCAAACCGGUUCCGGCAAGACGCACACCAUGUCUUCGCAAGACGGCAUGAUCCCGCGAGCAACACACAUGAUCUACGACACGGUCACGAAGCUGAAGGAGAAGUCGUGGUCGUACAGGAUGGAGGGCUCGUUCAUCGAGGUUUACAACGAAGAGCUCAACGACCUGUUGACGCCGAACAGCCGCGAGUCGGGUGGCAAGGAGCGCAAGCUCGAGAUCCGACACGACGACAUGCGAAAGCAGACGACAGUCGUCAACUGCAAGACGGUGUCCCUGGACUCGGCCGACACGGUGGAGAUGAUGCUCGACGAGGCGUCGAAGAACCGGUCCGUCGCGGCAACCAAGGCCAACGAGCGUUCCUCGCGCUCGCACAGCGUCUUCAUCCUCAAGCUUGUCGGGUUCAACUCGGCAACGGGCGAGCGCUGCGAGGGCACGCUGAACCUGGUGGAUCUCGCGGGUUCGGAACGCCUCAAGCACUCGCAGGCGGAGGGCGACAGGAUGAAGGAGACACAGAACAUCAACAAGUCGCUGUCGUGUCUCGGCGACGUGAUUGAGGCGCUCGGCAGGGGAAGCGGACACAUUCCGUACCGCAACUCGAAGCUGACUCACUUGCUGCAAUACUCUCUCGGGGGUAACAGCAAGACGCUCAUGUUUGUGAUGGUUAGUCCGUUGGAGACUCAUCUCAAGGAAACUCUGACUAGUUUGCGAUUUGCUACUAAGGUUCAUAAUACCCAUAUUGGCACGGCGAAGGCGACGAAGAAGGUGUAA